Messenger RNA from Terrapene triunguis (Three-toed box turtle), 3093 nucleotides. RefSeq names its product ELKS/RAB6-interacting/CAST family member 2 (gene ERC2). Gene Ontology annotation, cellular component: cytoskeleton of presynaptic active zone. Lineage: Eukaryota; Metazoa; Chordata; Testudines; Emydidae. Gene Ontology annotation, biological process: maintenance of presynaptic active zone structure; regulation of synaptic plasticity; neuromuscular synaptic transmission. The record is from RefSeq and is a predicted model, not a curated record. Gene Ontology annotation, molecular function: structural constituent of presynaptic active zone. The coding region runs from base 1 to 3093 and encodes 1030 amino acids. The transcript has 19 exons.
AUGUAUGGAAGUGCAAGAACAAUCAGUAAUUUGGAAGGCAGUCCUUCCAGGUCUCCUCGUUUGCCAAGAUCGCCUCGUCUGGGCCACAGGAGAACAAGCAGCGGGGGAGGUGGAGGAACGGGUAAGACACUAUCAAUGGAGAACAUCCAGUCCCUUAAUGCAGCCUAUGCAACAUCUGGACCGAUGUAUCUUAGUGACCAUGAAGGUGUAGCAUCUACUACUUUCCCAAAGGGCACAAUGACUCUUGGAAGGGCUACAAAUCGAGCUGUGUAUGGUGGUCGAGUCACAGCCAUGGGGAGUAGUCCAAAUAUUGCUUCAGUUGGACUUUCUCAUACAGAUGUCCUUUCUUAUACUGAUCAGCAUGGAGGUCUGACCACAUCUUCACAUCAUCAUCAUCAUCAAGUUCCCUCUAUGCUGAGACAGGUAAGGGAUAGUACCAUGCUAGAUCUACAGGCUCAGCUCAAGGAACUACAAAGAGAGAAUGAUCUUCUGAGAAAAGAACUGGAUAUCAAGGACAGUAAGCUGGGAUCUUCCAUGAAUAGCAUCAAGACUUUCUGGAGCCCUGAGCUAAAAAAGGAAAGAGUCUUGAGAAAAGAAGAAGCUGCCAGAAUGUCAGUUCUUAAAGAGCAGAUGAGGGUUUCUCAUGAAGAGAACCAGUUUUUGGAUGCCAGGAGAACAAAGCAUUUGCAACUGACCAUCCAGGCACUUCAAGAUGAGCUUCGGACUCAGAGAGACCUUAAUCAUCUUCUUCAACAAGAAAGCGGAAACCGAGGAACUGAGCAUUUUACUAUUGAGCUUACAGAGGAGAAUUUUCGAAGACUUCAGGCAGAACAUGAUAGACAGGCUAAAGAGCUCUUUCUCUUGAGAAAAACUCUAGAAGAAAUGGAGUUGAGAAUUGAAACACAAAAGCAAACACUAAAUGCCAGAGAUGAAUCAAUAAAAAAGCUUCUAGAAAUGUUGCAAAGUAAAGGUUUGCCAUCCAAAGGAAUGGAAGAUGACAACGAAAGAGCUCGAAGGAUGGCCGAGGCUGAAUCUCAGGUUAAUCAUUUAGAAGUGAUUUUAGACCAGAAGGAGAAGGAAAACAUACAUCUUAGAGAGGAACUACACAGAAGAACCCAACUUCAGCCUGAACCAGCAAAGACAAAAGCUCUUCAGACAGUUAUAGAGAUGAAGGACACAAAAAUAGCUUCACUUGAACGCAAUAUAAGGGAUCUCGAAGAUGAAAUACAGAUGUUAAAGACAAAUGGAGUUCUGAAUAUAGAGGACCGAGAAGAAGAGAUCAAACAAAUAGAAGUUUACAAGAGUCACUCAAAGUUCAUGAAAAAUAAGAUUGACCAAUUGAAACAGGAACUUUCAAAGAAAGAAUCAGAACUUCUCGCCUUACAAACUAAGCUUGAAACCCUUAGCAAUCAGAAUUCAGAUUGCAAGCAACACAUUGAAGUGCUUAAAGAGUCGCUUACUGCCAAAGAACAGAGAGCUGCCAUACUUCAGACAGAGGUUGAUGCCUUGAGAUUACGACUGGAAGAAAAAGAAACUUUUCUUAAUAAAAAAACAAAACAACUGCAAGACCUCACAGAAGAGAAGGGAACCUUGGCUGGAGAGAUUCGAGAUAUGAAAGACAUGUUAGAAGUAAAGGAAAGAAAAAUCAAUGUCCUUCAGAAAAAGUUGCUCUGUGGUAACUCAGCAGCUAGUUCCUUCCCUCUGAAGGCCAUGUGGCUGCCUCAGUAUCCUGAACAGAUUGAAAAUCUACAGGAGCAACUUAGGGACAAAGAUAAACAGCUAAGCAAUUUAAAAGAUAGAGUGAAAUCAUUGCAGACGGAUUCCAGUAACACGGACACAGCUCUAGCAACAUUAGAAGAAGCUCUGUCAGAGAAGGAGAGAAUAAUAGAGCGCUUGAAGGAGCAGAGGGAACGGGAUGACCGAGAAAGACUGGAAGAAAUAGAAUCCUUUAAAAAGGAAAACAAAGACUUGAAGGAGAAAGUUAAUGCUUUACAAGCUGAACUAACAGAGAAGGAGUCUAAUUUAAUUGACCUCAAAGAACAUGCAUCAUCAUUGGCAUCAACAGGGCUGAAAAGAGACUCCAAAUUAAAGUCUUUAGAAAUAGCCAUAGAACAAAAGAAAGAAGAAUGUAGUAAGUUGGAAGCACAGCUGAAAAAGCAAGCUGAACAGUUGUUCAAUCAGAUGUACAAUCCAAUGCCAAUUAGGAAUAAUGGGAAACAAGGGGCUCAUGAAGCUGAAGAAGAAGCUCGGCUGAACCCAGAAUUUGCAGACAGAAUGAAACAGCUUGACAAAGAGGCAUCUUACUACAGAGAAGAAUGUGGCAAAGCUCAAGCUGAGGUUGACAGACUUCUAGAAAUCCUCAAGGAAGUGGAGAAUGAGAAGAAUGACAAAGAUAAGAAAAUUGCUGAGCUAGAAAGCUUGACUUCCAGACAUAUGAAAGAUCAAAACAAGAAAGUUGCCAAUCUGAAGCACAAUCAACAAAUGGAAAAAAAGAAGAAUGCUCAGUUGCUGGAAGAAGUUCGUAGGCGAGAAGACAAUAUGACAGACAACUCUCAGCACUUGCAGUUAGAAGAACUGAUGAAUGCACUGGAAAAGACCAGACAAGAAUUGGAUGCUACCAAAGCCCGUCUUGCCUCAACACAGCAGUCUCUGGCUGAGAAAGAAGCACAUCUGGCUAACCUCAGAAUAGAGCGGAGAAAACAGCUUGAAGAAAUAUUAGAAAUGAAGCAGGAAGCACUGCUUGCUGCAAUCAGUGAAAAAGAUGCAAACAUUGCCUUGCUUGAACUGUCUGCUUCAAAGAAGAAGAAGACUCAAGAGGAAGUAAUGGCUCUUAAACGAGAGAAAGACAGAUUAGUGCAUCAGUUAAAACAGCAGACACAGAACAGAAUGAAACUGAUGGCAGACAACUAUGAUGAUGACCAUCACCACUUCCACCACCACCAUCAUCACCACCAUCACCGGUCUCCUGGGAGGACCCAGCACUCAAAUCACCGACCCUCUCCAGAUCAGGUCAGUCACCUCCUUUCUUACCUUCACACUUACCCUUUUACCAUUCUGAAAUUUCAAGAUAAAAUAAAUCUUCCAAAGAAAUAA